UACGUUCAUGGUGUGUGCAUUCACCGACUCGAAUAAAGGUAAAUAGCUUUUGUUACUGUUUAUUAUACGAGGCCAUAGUCGUCAAUAGAUUCAUUCAACUGACCGUGCAAAUGUUAACGGAGAUCAAGAUAUUCCCCUUGAACACGUGGUAAUUUCUUUCGGAUAUGGAACAGGAGAGCAAAGAAGGGCGGGAAAACGGAGGAGAAAAUGACACAAAGGACACCAAAGAGGAAGAAAUUACUCAGACUGCAGACACAGAAGUAGCAGAGAAGCUUGGAGUAGAACGCGAUACAGGGAAUGGCGUAGCUCCGAUUGUGGAUGAUGAUAUUGAGACAGACUCUUGCCAAGGUCCUGAAGCUAAACCUGGAAAAGAAAACACUUCGGAGGAGCCGUCCAAAAAGGUGCAAUCAGAAAGUGACAGUGCUCAACCGACGGUGGAAUCCCAGCUCCCAGAAAAUGCAAGUGAUGUGGAAACGAAAGCAGGUGAAGAGGUCAAGGAGCCAUAUGAUGAAGCUCAAAAUGCCACUGAAGAUAAAAACAUUGCACAAGGGAAGGCAGACCAGACAAAAGCCUCAAAUUCAGAAGAGCAGUCGGAUCGUGAUUCCAGUCAAGCGGAUUCAGGAACCGAUCAAGUGGAAACAUCUAGAACGGUGCAAGAUCGGGAUGGCGGCCCUCCACGAACAGCUGCUGAUUCCCCGUCAGAACUCGCGGGAAAUAAAGGAAUUAAAGAACCAAAUGAUAAGACUAUAGACGCCCCAACAGCUCAAAAUAUCACACGAGACAAGAAGGAUGGCUCAACAUCUAAUGGGACUCAAGAAGCCUCGCCCGGUUCAGGUGGAAUACCCGACAGCAACCUUGAAAAGCUGACCAAGUCUCUUAUGGUUGAUAAAUAUAGUGCUCGUUCGCUAGGUCAGACUCUCGGAUUCAUCCCCACAGAAGUCUAUCGGUAUUGUGGAUAUGGUAAACCUAAAGAUAGUAUUCGAAUCUUGCGCAUGUUACGGGCCUGGAAAUACAGGACCCCUGAUGCAAAGCAGAUAUCUGGUUUGCUGGAGGCGCUAAAGAAAGCAAACCUGAAACACCUGGCAGGCGACUUGCGUUCACAAGAAGGAGCUGAGGAGCAACGGGAAGCGGUCCAAACUAGCGAUGGUGAUAGUGUUACAUCGCCAUCCAAGUCAGUUCAACCCACCACCAUCAGAUCCGACCCAUUGACAGAAAACCCAAAAUCUUCUCCUUCAGUGGAGUCAGUAGCAGGACCUGGCACUGACACCAAAGGGGCUCCUGGUAAUUAUUCUGGACAGACAGAUAGAGAGGAAAAGGGAGAUCUGCAGAAAACUGAUUCCUCUUCCAAACCAAAAGGAACUAACUCAAAAAAAGUGGAGUCAGUAGCAGGACCUGGCACUGACACCAAAGGGGCUCCUGGUAAUUAUUCUGGACAGACAGAUAAAGAGGAAAAGGGAGAUCUGCAGAAAACUGAUUCCUCUUCAAAACCAAAAGGAACUAGCUCAAAAAAAGAGUCAGUAGCAGGACCUGGCACUGACACCAAAGGGGCUCCUGGUAAUUAUUCUGGACAGACAGAUAGAGAGGAAAAGGGAGAUCUGCAGAAAACUGAUUCCUCUUCCAAACCAAAAGGAACUAACUCAAAAAAGGCGGAGUCAGUAGCAGGACCUGGCACUGACACCAAAGGGGCUCCUGGUAAUUAUUCUGGACAGACAGAUAAAGAGGAAAAGGGAGAUCCACAGACAACUGGUUCCUCUUCAAAACCCAAAGAAACGAAACCCCCAAAAGUACCCUGCAAUCCCCCACCGAACCCAACAACUCCAAAUUCAGGGUCCAAAGAUCCGAAAGACGAAGAGGGAGCUAGGGAAAGGAAGACUAAAGAAUUGUCAGAAGAAGAAAAGAGAGCUACAGAAAAUAAAGCUAAUGAACUGAAACUUAGCAAGGAGGGCGCUGCAGCUGCCGGAAAUGGUACCAAAGAAGAUGGGACCCCGAAGCAGAAAGCUAAGGAAGAGGGAGUUGAAGCAGGGGGUACUGCACUCCCUGCUGUGGAUGCAGAGGAAUCCCUUGAGCAUGUCAGCAAAGACCGUCCUGUAUCCAUCUCAGUGUGUACAUCGGCGUAUGACUACAACGUACAAGGCCUUGUAUCCUUCCUGAAAGAUAUUACGAAGGAUCAUCCGAAACUGAUCGAAGAAGUCAAGGUCCAUGCGCUCCCGUACAACGAUCUUGAUCAUUAUACAUUUCCAAAAGAUCACCCGGUUGAUGUGAUGCUUCUGUGCCACUCUAUCAACAACAGAAGGUUUGCCAUUACAGACGUCAUGGAUGCCCUGUACGAUGAGUAUCUUCCAUACUGUGCGAGAGUCGUAGGAAAGAACAAGAUGGGGGUGAUAGUCCAUGACUUUGAAGAUAUGAGAGAAACAGUUCAAUCAUCUCGCAUGAGUUCAUUCAAGUACAAGCAACCAAAGGCCUUCGAGACUACCAGCCUUCAGAUAAUAUGCGGACAUAUCGGGAAGGAAGAGAAGGACCUAACUCAGAUGCUAAAAGCAGACCGAGAAAAGCUCCCGGAGUUCCUGAAGAAUGCGUCAAAAUUUCCCGAACAAAUGAUGGAGCAAAAGACAGAGAAACAAGGCUAUACAAAAAUGGUGAAAGAUGGGAUUGUUACGGCGGGAAAAAAAAUGUCUUCCUGUAAGUAA
Messenger RNA from Strongylocentrotus purpuratus (purple sea urchin), 2687 nucleotides. Its product is annotated as nucleolar and coiled-body phosphoprotein 1-like. Gene Ontology annotation, molecular function: protein binding. The transcript is spliced from 14 exons. The record is from RefSeq and is a predicted model, not a curated record. Lineage: Eukaryota; Metazoa; Echinodermata; Echinoidea; Camarodonta; Strongylocentrotidae. Bases 165 to 2687 code for a protein of 840 amino acids. Gene Ontology annotation, biological process: signal transduction.